AUGUCGUUCUCCUCCUCAAAGCGAUAUUCCAUCGUCGAACCUCAUCCAUCAAUUCCUGCAUCCCACUAUGUCUCCACCGGCCGCGGUGGUGCUGGGAAUGUGACCCGAGCUCCUGCGUCUGUGACAAGCGGCAGCGAUGCGUCAGGUACGGCAGCUCGCGUGACUCUCACCGCGCCAUCCAGAGACCGCAAGACAUUCACUGCCGGGCGCGGCGGAGCAGGCAACGUCUUCCCAAGUUCCGAGCGGGCCAUUUUCAGCUUCGACGAGGAGCUCGAGCAGCAGCUCGUUCAGGAGCGCCACGCCGCACCUGUCUUCCAUGUCGGUCGCGGCGGAGCAGGAAACGUGACCUCUAGCCAACCGAGAGUCUUCGUCGAUAGUAGUGUCAGGCGCCGCAGCGAGGAUAGUAUGGGUUCGACGGGUUCUAGCGAGAGCGGCGCUGACUAUGUCAACCGCAACAUCAAGAAGGGCUUAAAGAAGAUGGCGGGCGUUGGCAAUUACAUGACCUGA
This is a messenger RNA of Rhinocladiella mackenziei CBS 650.93, 507 nucleotides long. RefSeq lists its product as uncharacterized. The transcript has a single exon. The record is from RefSeq and is a predicted model, not a curated record. NCBI's taxonomy places the organism in Eukaryota, Fungi, Ascomycota, Eurotiomycetes, Chaetothyriales, Herpotrichiellaceae. The coding region runs from base 1 to 507 and encodes 168 amino acids.